Oryza brachyantha (malo sina) is the source of this 739-nucleotide messenger RNA. RefSeq lists its product as uncharacterized. The transcript has a single exon. The record is from RefSeq and is a predicted model, not a curated record. NCBI's taxonomy places the organism in Eukaryota, Viridiplantae, Streptophyta, Magnoliopsida, Poales, Poaceae. The coding region runs from base 96 to 431 and encodes 111 amino acids.
ACUGCACGGCACAACACUCUCCGUACGAGUAGAUAUUGCAUCUGUACCGCCACAUUCCUUGCUCCAACCUCCUAAAUUUUCGCUGUUCGCUGACGAUGGUGAAGGUGGACGUUUCUCGCCGGGGAGGGGAGGCCGACGGUGCAGCCUCCAACAUCCCGACGGUGCUGGGGGCGCUCGGCCUCAUCACAGCCUCACUGAUCGUCAACCUGGUGGCCGCCGCGUACGACCCGCUGCUGGCCUUCGGUAACGGCAUCUACUACCUCCUCGCCCUUGUAGGUUCCUUCCUCGCCGGAAUGGCGCAGGUGGGCGCCGCCGUCUGGGUCGCCGACGACCCACGCGGCCGCCGUGAUGCCGGCGACAAGUUCAUCUACGCCUCCAUCGCGCCCUUCCUCGUCGCCGUUGGCCUUACGGGGGCCGCGCUGCUGCGGUAAUUCAUCAUCACGUGCCCAAGACCGACAUCGCCGCCGCUCACGCUAGCUAUCGAACACAUAAAGCUAAUGUUAUCAUCAUCUAUCUUGUUUUAGUUAAGUGAUGCUGCUUGCUUAUGCUUAAUUUCACUUGGUCUCUUGUAGCUUGCCGUUUGGAUCAUGUCGUUGUUGUUGUGUAUCUCACCUCGACUAUAUAUGCACAUCGAUUUGAUCACUCUCUCUCUCUCUUCUUGCUGCUGCUGUUGUAGAGUUAACUAAUGCAUGGAUUGAUGAAUUUCCUGUCGCAAAUUUUGGGUCUACACUGCGCAACG